AAAGCCAAAAUGGUUUGGAAGUUUGUUUGGACCACAAACAGAGAGAGACCCAUCUAAAGUCAAAGGUACAUGCAUAAUAGGCCCAUGCAUGGUCUCCAACGGUGGCAAUGUGACCCGACUACAGUGGGACGAUUUGAAACGGACACUAAGCUUUGCUUGGGAGCUCCAUGUGUUUGGCUCAGCUGUACUGUUUCUGCUGGUGGUGGUUGCUGCAACUUUUGGAGUGAUCGGUGGGGCUAGUAUGCUCCAUCCCUUUUGUAAGGCAUUCACUCUUGCUAACAUCCUGCUUCUGCUAACAGGUCUGCUUCGAUUUGUACAGUUCAUAAUUGACCCGUACGGUACCAGAAAUAUUCUGCCUCGCCCUGCCCUCACUGCUUUGUAUAACUUACCAGUUCCCUUAUUGCUCUGGGCCCAAGCCACCUUGGCACUUCUUGCUCUGAGGGAAGAAUCUCUUCAAUGGCUCUCUGUGACUGGGGGACUGGCAGCACUGCACUGUAUCUCCCUCCUUUUGGCUGACCUGCUAUCCAAAACCUUGUUGCCAGCACUGCCAUUAAUGUUACAGACAUUUACUAUUUGCUGGGGGUUACUGCUUUGUUUAGGAAUCUUUUUCCAUUGUCUAAAGCAACUCUACUCCUCCCACAGGUCCCCUCUACCAAGGUGGAGUGGCCCCAAACGCUUAGAAAACAGUGUCAGGUGUGUGCUGUUGCUGUGUGCCCUCCUUGGGGUGUUCUCCUGCACUCUUCAAAUCUAUAGUUUCCUCUGGUUGUAUGGGUUACUUGGUGACUGGCGCAGAUUUGGGUGGGGCUGGUGGCUCGGGCAACUCUCGGCACGACUGCUUGAGCUGGCCUGGAGUUUAUCUCUUCUACUUCUGGGAUCUAGGGUGCUCUGGAAACCACAAGGAAGUAAGCAGACAGCUAAGAGAGGAGGGAAGGGGAAACACUGGAGCAGGCUGUUGGACAGGUUACAAAUGGGGCAUUGGAGGAGCCCAGAUAAGAACUGGGCUGAAUUGUUGCCGAAUAACUGGAAAGGUCACAGGCAGUCCAGUGCAAAUGUCAGCCAGUCGGUGAUCCGAAACCAUGCAACUCCAGUGACCUCAAUCAUGACGGUGCAUGACAAUGUGGAAGUUAUUGGCGAAGGUGUCCUGUUCAGCAGCAGUUACGACCACCAUGCAUCUCCUCUGUGGACUAGCGGUGUGGAAUGGCAAGAACACGAGUGCUUUCUCUCACUUAUUGAGUUUGACCUUCAUCCCCCUUCACCCAUCAGCCUCCAUCACAGCAUUGACAGCGCCCUCCAUCAUGCCCACUUGCUUGGUGUAGGUACCCUUUUCACCCCUUCAGCACCCUCCUGGACCCAAAAUGAUGGGUCAGGUGGACCACUCUGCGAUAAUGUUGUGUCACCGACCACCCCAGCUAACAAAGCCUAUAGUUGGGCUUUAGAUACUGGCUCGAGUCCUAACUCCACUGAGCAUCAGACUGAAGUGUCUGUGAUUGAGCCCCUGGCUUCCUUGACUCCAGAGACCAUUAGAAAAGUUUGGGAGAGAGAUACGGCCAUCCCAAGAGUCACUGUAGAUGACGAAUGCAUCAGCAUAGCGAGUGGUGAUGACGUCACUAGUCUUUGAACUACUAAAAAGUUGAGCACUUUAGCACUUUCCACAUGCAAAAUAGCAGAUUUAUGCAUUUUUAAAUAGACAAUGGACACAAUAAAAUACUAUUUAAGUAAUGUGACUCUUAUAUUCUUACUGAAUGGAGUUUAAUGGAUAAAAUACAUUAAAUAUAGUCAUUUUUUAGAAGCUCUCUCUCUGACUGUGUAUGUAUAUUCAUGUGUCCCAUAAUAUAU
Molecule: messenger RNA, 1836 nt
Organism: Ctenopharyngodon idella (grass carp)
Lineage: Eukaryota; Metazoa; Chordata; Actinopteri; Cypriniformes; Xenocyprididae
Product: proline-rich transmembrane protein 3-like
Exons: 1
Coding region: 89-1618 (509 amino acids)
Source: RefSeq, a predicted model, not a curated record